ACAUACAGAAGGAGGAAUAAACAGAGCAUUAAACAAAUACACAUUCAAAAAGAAAGGCACCUAUCAUAGGGCAAUUGUUUUCGACGCUGGAGUUCCAGGCUAUAAGCAAUACUAUUUUUGCUUGAGAGAAGCUAUAGUAUUAUGUCCCAAAAAUGUUUCUAACGAGCACUAUGCCACCCAGACUCGGAGGGACCCCAGCGCAGGCAAACAUAUUUGGUGAUACAUAUGCAGCAUCAUGAGCAUAUUUGUGACACAGGGUCGGACUGGGCCGUGGAGAAAAAACCUGGUGGACACCGGCUCUCAUGGAUCCCGCCGACUCCCAGCACUGCAGCUCUCCCUACCUGGCUCAGUCGCAACCCUGAUCUCCCUUCCUAGCCCAAGUAGCUACUGCACAAAGGAAAUGGUUGUGCCUUACUAGCCUUCAGAAUGGAGAACGCCGAUUGGCUGCUUUCGCCUGCCCUUCACAAAGUCUAACACUGACUGGUUUCCGUGGCAGAGAGUGAGUAAGAGGCGGAUGGCUGGGACUGAUCCAUGGCGGAAGGUUAAGACAUGGAUGACUUGAACCUUCACUACCGAUUCCUGAAUUGGAGGCGACGAAUUCGUGAAAUUCGUGAGGUGCGAGCUGUACGCUACCAAGAGAGGACCAAGCACAUUGCUGUUGACGGGGAUACCCUCAGUUACCACGGGAAUUCAGGGGAGGUUGGCUGCUACGUCGCUCCACGCCCUCUCAGCAAAGAUAACCAUUACUUUGAGGUGUCUAUUGUAGACCGUGGUGUUCGUGGGACUAUAGCUGUGGGCUUAGUGCCACAAUAUUACAGCCUGGACCACCAGCCAGGAUGGUUGCCAGACUCUGUAGCAUACCACGCGGAUGAUGGCAAGCUAUACAGUGGGCGGACAAAGGGGAGACAAUUUGGAACCAAGUGCAGUUCUGGCGACAAAAUCGGCUGUGGUAUCGAGCCCAGUUCCUUCCACGUACAGACUGCUCAAAUAUUCUUCACUAAAAAUGGAAAGCGGGUCGGCAGCACUGUGAUGCCUUUGUCCCCAGAUGGUCUGUUCCCAGCAGUUGGGAUGCACUCGCUUGGUGAGGAAGUGCGGCUUCAUCUGAAUGCAGAGCUUGGUAGUGAGGAGGAUGACAGCAUAAUGAUGGUGGACAGCUAUGAGGAUGAAUGGGGAAGGCUACAUGAUGUGAGAGUGUCUGGCACACUCCUGGAAUAUGUGGGAAAUGGUAAAAGCAUCAUUGAUGUGGGCUUGGCACAAGCCCGCCGCCGUCUCAGCACUCGUAGCCAUUACUUUGAAGUGGAGAUUGUUGACCCUGGGGAAAAAUGUUACAUAGCACUUGGCCUGGCCAGAAAGGAUUACCCCAAAAACAGGCAUCCAGGUUGGAGCCGUGGUUCUGUUGCUUAUCAUGCAGAUGAUGGGAAGAUAUUUCAUGGCAGUGGUGUAGGAGAUCCCUUUGGGCCUCGCUGCUACAAGGGAGACAUUAUGGGCUGUGGAAUCAUGUUUCCCCGGGAUUAUAUACUUGAUAGUGAAGGAGAGAGUGAUGACAGCUGUGACAUGAAGGAGAUGAGGCAUCCGCCACGAGGAGUAAGGAAUGUAAUGUAUCUGCAACGAGAGCAGCAACAGGAGGAGGAUUGGGAGGAAGAGGAGGAAGAAGAAGAGGAAAUUGACAGAGAGCAUGAAGGCAAAAAAGUAAUGGUUUUCUUCACAAGGAAUGGAAAAAUAAUUGGAAAAAAGGAAUCGGUGCUGCCUCAUGGCGGCUUCUACCCAACAAUAGGAAUGCUGAGCAGUGGGGAGAAAGUGAAAGUCGACCUUCAUCCCUUGAGUGGGUGAAGUUACACUGGAGUGUAUUGGCACACUCAUCCUUUGGCCAUGCUUCUCAUACAACUCCCUGGUCAUGCACGAUUUGCACGUGGGCUUGUGAUAGUGCUUUUUUUUCGUGUUUGGAAGCCUAUCAUUUCCCCUUUAUUUGUGAGUGCCGGUUCAGUUUGGCUCCAUGCCUGUAAAUUCUGGCAGAACAGGAAACAAGUGAGCAUUGAUGGUAAACUGGGUAGUUCUAGAGCUUCCUAUUCAAGUUCAUGGUGUGAUCGACCAUCGUUCCUCCUUAGAAACGGAACCCAGACCAAGGUCACGCGUUUAUGGAGUCAUUUAUUUCAUUCUGGGCUGCACCAGCUUCCCUGUUGUACUGCUGUGUGUGUAUAGAUAUUUGUGGCUGGGAAUGUUUAGCACCUAAAUUACCAAGGUGCAUAUAAAUGAUUCUCUAAAGAUGGCAGUCUAUCAUAACAUUUGCCUGCUCACAUGGUUAAUUAGUUCAACUGUUUCUAUUCGUUCAAGGGCCAUAUGAACAGAUUACAAGUUAAACAGGAGGAAGGUUCAUGUCAAUUCUGGGCAGGCCAUUGGCCUUAUAUGUGACAGUUGUAGGCACCGGCAAAUGCGACUUUCGUCCUAGAUGGACCAAAUGCAAUCUGAUGUGUUAGGUGGGUGGUUUAUUGAAACUGCAGCCCCCAAGAAGAGGAAUGGUCAGGGUUUUUGACUAGAAAUUGGCAAGUUUUCCUUCUAUAUGAAGGUGUAUGGUGAGCUUUUAAGAGAAACAAUUUAGCUAUUCAGUAGUUUUCCCAAAAGUGGCAGUUUUUGUUUGUCUAUAUUACUCACAUGCCACCAAGAAUAACAAUGCGUGUUCCCGGGUGACCAACGACAAUCUGAUUUUUGCAUCUUGGUUAAUCCUAGUCUUGUGCUGAGCCAAGAAACAGCGACACCUCCCUGUUCCAUUCUCUUAAUAGUUGUAUCGCUGCUGAGAUAGGACCAGCGCUGUUGUACAGUAAGUCAGUAGAGGCCACGCGUGGCACUUCCAUUUGUUAUGGACCUGGAGUUGUAGUUCACAACCGCUUAAGAGGGUCACAGGAUGUUAGUCAAAGGGACACAAUGUUUAUUUUUGUUUAAUAAUGUUACCCCUCCAUGCGUCUCUGUCCUGUUCCCUUGAUUUGACCAAGAAUAAUGAAUGUGUGUGUGUAAUUCUUACAGCAGAGAUCUGGGCUGAGCCCCUGUUCUCUUCUUGAGGACUUUCCAAGGAUCACUACCUCUUUUCUCAGUGCUGCUACUCUCUCCUACACCCUAAUAGGAUGUUGCCUGCCCUUACGCCACUAUUGGGCACUCAUAGGUCUGGAUUGCUUUAGGAGUAUGCUUUUUUGGCAACAAAGUAAAAACCAAAGACGCUGAAUCAUUUUUUUCUUCUAUUUGAUGUUGGGUUGUAUGCAGGAUUAGUUAAAGUGAACAAAGAACGUAUAUUUUUAUUUCAACAUCAAGGGUUUAGACAUUUUUUUUUUUAUAUACAAUGCCCUGUAUGUGUUUUUAUUUUGCUCGUCUUAUACUUUUUCAUGUCCAGUAGCUGAACCACAGCUCUCAACAUCUCCUGCCAGCCGAAGCGCUAAUGCUUGGCUGUGCCGUAACUACCGGGAUCCCAGGUUUCUUUUUCUCGUAGUGUCUAAUUGUUUCCUACAGAUGGCAGCAUCUGUAUAGGAUAAAGCAGCAUUCCAUUUGCAUUCUAAUAGAAGUGUAGUCGCAGCUGACGGUUUAUAAAAUGAAAUGUCCCGUUUGACGUAUUCAGUUUGGGAAUCCGUGCUUAUUAUAUUAUACAAGGGAAGUGCAUUGGUUUAAUUACCUCUACAACCCCUAACUAGUGUCAGUUUGCCUAGACACAAAGGGGACAAUGCAAAAAUAGUAACCCCGCAAGAACCAAUCAGCACGGUGCAUUUAGAGGUAAAUAUCUGAUUGGUUAGUACGGGUACCUGAUACAUCAGUAUGUGAUGCUUUUAUGUAUUUUUUUGAUUGUGUACUUUUAGCCCAGUUUAUUACCAAAGCCAUAGGUUUGCUUGGGGAGAUCCAUAGAGAACAUCCCAUUGGUCAUAUACACAUGGGAACUUGGGGAUUUAAUCCUACAGCCCAUAAUCAUGUGUGUGUCCCUUAGAUCUGAAGUCUUCUUUCUGUUUAGGAUCUCCCCGCUUAAUGUCCUUGUAUAUCAGAUGGUGCCUCUUUAUUAUGUUCGGUCCAUACGCACAGCUUGUGAGACGCAACUGGCGUGAGCAUUUUUAUUUUUCGAAACUCAAAUUGAGCAACAAAUGCACUUAUAAAAUUGACAAUAUUUUUAAAAUGUUAUUAAUGUUUAAUACAGCGCAUUGCUAUAAUGUGUACUGAAUGGAAGCCUGGAAAGCCAUAGUUUGCAGAUUAAACUUCUAUUAAAAUGCUCCAGGUAUGAAAGUAUUUCUCUGGCAUAAGAAAAGCAGCAAAUUGCUUGGUGUGUGCCCAAAUAUAUUUAUUAUGUGAUGAGAGGUGAAUAGGAGCAUCAUACAAGGGAAUUCACAGUAGUCUUGUUUCAUUUUCCCUUCUAAUCUUCCUCUUGGUUACAGCCACAAGCCUUUAUGCACCAGCCCUGGUGAGAAUGAAAUUGGAGGGGACUCCUAGAAGUAGCAACAUUUUCCAGGGGAUGAGCCAAUGAUCUGUUAUAGCCGUAUGUCUCAAGGGAGAUGUGAGCUCUGAGCCGGGCCAGUGGAAUAAUAACAUUCUGGGCCUAGGGGGUCGGAAGCUUUAAUGUAAGAAAAACUGGAGUAACCUGUCACUUGAUAUCUCGAGCUCUUCAGGGAGAAACCUAUGAAUAGUUGCCUCUGCAGUAUGUUCACAGUGUAGGAGUAGGAAAUAUUUGUCCAAAUUGUAUCAACUCUCUUUGGACAAAUGGUUGUGCAUUUAGAGCUUAUCUAUUGCAAGUGUCCUUGUUCUGUAGCUGUUCUCUGUGUUCUGGGGACAUAGGCCAGGCCCAUGGGCUGCUGGGAAAAUAGACCUACCAGUCACGGUAUCAGUCCCGGUGGGACUGAUCAGCAGGCAGUGGCCCCUUAGUGUCGACCACUACCCUAUCUUUAAAGGUACCGUAACACCAAGAAAUGAAAGUGUUUUAAAGUCAUGAAAAUAUCAUGUAAUGUUGCCCUGCACUGGUAAAACUGGUGUGUUUGCUUCAGAAAGACUACUAUAGUUUAUAAAGACAAGCAGCUGUGUAGCAAUGGGGGCAGCCAUUCAAGCACAGGAUACUCAGUAGAUAACAGAUAACUGCUGAAGAAUUCCAUUGUAAACUACAGAGCUUAUCUGUUAUCUGCUGUGUAUCCUGUGCCUUUUCAGCUUUGAAUGGUUACACAGCAGCUUGUUUAUAUAAACUAUAAUAAUGUUUCUGAAGCAACCACAGCAGUUGUACCAGUGCAGGACAAUAGUACAUUACAUGUUCAUUACUUUAAAACACUUUUUGUUUUGUUUUUUGGUGUUACUGUUCCUUUAACUGUCUUGGAGUCCUGAGAGAUGAAGUUCAGAGGCAACUGGUGCACCGUAGCUUGGACAUUUGUGCCUAGAACAGAUUCUCUAGUGUUCACUUGUGUUCUGCACAUUCUGUUACAUGUUAUUUAUUAAACAGUUGGGAGAAGGUUCAUGGGAGCAAAUCUGAACUGAAAGCCUUUGUACAACACUAAGCUUGAUAAACGCACACGUGAAAUCUUGUUUCCUUUCUCUCAGCUGCUGCUUCCACCACCCAUUCCCUUCCAUAAGCCUCUGGCCACGUUGGUCAUACACCGAUUCCACCGACUUGCACUAGAACAUACUCUGAUGUCUGUACAUAAUCGAUAUACGUUUAUUUACAUAUAUUAAAGUCACAGAUCUCUAUUUAA
Molecule: messenger RNA, 5696 nt
Organism: Xenopus laevis (African clawed frog)
Lineage: Eukaryota; Metazoa; Chordata; Amphibia; Anura; Pipidae
Gene: spryd3.L
Product: SPRY domain containing 3 L homeolog
Exons: 12
Coding region: 550-1830 (426 amino acids)
Source: RefSeq, a predicted model, not a curated record